Molecule: messenger RNA, 1480 nt
Organism: Nicotiana tabacum (common tobacco)
Lineage: Eukaryota; Viridiplantae; Streptophyta; Magnoliopsida; Solanales; Solanaceae
Source: RefSeq, a predicted model, not a curated record
CGGCCCAGAACCACCCCCGUGCAAAUUUCAGUUCGUUGAGGCAAUAAAGCAAACAGAAGAGUAUCUUAAAAUUACACUCCCUACAGAAUCAGAAACAUCUAAGAAGAAAGCUAAAAUUGGCAAUAAGCUCCAGCAGUUUAGUUUCUGUUAUCUAAGACUAGAUCUGAAACUUCAAUCUGAUUCAAUGGUAAGUUUGAAAUAAUUAUAGUGGGUUGUGGAUUGAGAAAUUUAUGUGGGACAUUACGGGGUUGGGAUCAUUCUUGUCGUAUGUAAGGCAAUGAUGUUUUCAAGGACAUCAUUUCGUGGAACAAGUAAGAUAAGUAUAUUUUCAGGAUAUAUUUUCAGGGCUAACAACAAAGAAACAUCUCAUAUCAAAAGGCAAGGCAUUCCAGUCAAAAGAGGUAGUAACACUUUCGCGUCAUAUGAUCAUAUACUUGUGGAGAAAAGGCGUGUUAAGUCUUAGAAUACCAUAGACAUGUGAGUGUUGGCUGUUAAAAUAAGCCUUGUUAUAAGAUACAUGGACUACAACAUGUAAGUAUCAGUAUGUCAAGACGGGUACUUAAGGUACAUUACUUUCUCUUCUCUACAAAUUUGUUUAUAGCACGUGGUUGUUAAGCAAACUUGCUGACAGUUUUUCAUGUCAGAGACUUACAGUUGUCAACUAUUUUACUCAGACUCGGCAGGGUAAACACAAUUGUAAUUGAAGGAUAAAAUGUGCAACGGCUAUUUGGAUUUAACAGAUUCUUCAGACACUUGACAAACUUAUCUUGGUGAAUCUCCUAAUACAUAGAUAUGAAACAGGAAACAUUGAGAAUAAAUGCCUAACCUUGAUGCUAGUACAUUUGUUAUGAAAUGGAAUUGCUCUAUAGGUUCAAAAUGCAAAGCUUGAGAUCCUCUAUUCUGAAGUAUGUGAGGGUUAGGAUCCCAUUGCAAGUACAGUUUCAAGCUGAAAAUCGGAAUGUGUUAAAUAUACUCAAUUUGCAAAUACGCACUUGCAGCUUUUCUGGUGCCACCAAUCAGGAUGAGAUAAAAGAACGAGUGCUUAACCUGGUGAAGAAAUUUGACAAGAUUGAUGCAACCAAGGUUAAUGAGAGUGCUGAUUUCCAGAAGGAUUUGAGCCUAGACAGCUUAGAUAGAGUGGAACUUGUCAUGGCUUUCGAACAAGAAUUCUCAAUUGAGAUACCUGAUGAAGAAGCAGACAAACUUAAAUGUUGUGCUGAUGUCGCUCAAUAUAUCAUUUCUGGGGCUGAGAAGAAAGACGGGAAGACUUCAUAAGUAAUUUUUUAGUUAGCAUCAUAUCAUCGAAAAAGACAAGGUUUCUUCUGAACAUUUCGCCUGGAUAGUUUGUAUGACAAGCUGUUGAGCCCAAGUAUUACAUCGUCCUCAACUUUCUUCUAGCUCGUCUUUCAGUUUUUGUGGAUCCAUGUGAAUGUUUGCUACAUUUACUCACCACAAUUUAAGUAAUUGAUUCUGCAGUGAA